CUGGAGCCAGGAAGCAGGUGGAAAUGCUGCCAUAGGAGCCAGGAACAGGGCUUACCCAAAGCUCCUGCCCAGCCACUGUGUCCCAGCACAGCACCCGCCCCCACCAUGGACACCAUCCCGGAGCUGAAGAGGAAUAGGUUCCCCAGCAUGAACUUUGAAGCAGAGAUUCUGACAGCUCCACAUGAUAAUUCAGAGCCAUACAUGAUCUCUGCCAUGAGAAGCCUCACAGCUGAGGAGUAUGUAGAGGCCUUUAAGUCAUUUUUGGAUCAUUCAACUGAGCACCAGUGCAUGGAUGAGUUCAACAAGGAAGAAAUGCCCAGCAUCAUGGCUAGUCUCGGCAAUGGAAAACAGACAAUAAAUAUUCUGGGAGUUGGAAGUGGCACAGGUGAGCAGGACUUGAAAAUGAUCAGGAUAUUGCAGGCUGCACACCCAGGGGUCCUUAUUGACAAUGAAAUUGUAGAGCCCAACCCACAGCACGUGGCAGCUUACAAAGAGUUGGUGAAUCAAGCUUCAGACCUGCAGAAUGUCUCUUUUGUGUGGCACCAGCUCACUUCCUCAGAGUAUGAACAACAGGUGAAAGAGAAAGGCACAGACAAGAAAUUUGACUUCAUCCAUAUGAUCCAGAUGUUGUACCGUGUGGAGGAUGUUCUCAGUACUAUCAAGUUUUUCCACAGCUGUCUUGACCAUCAUGGUAAACUCCUGAUCAUAAUUUUAUCAGACAGCAGUGGAUGGGCCAGCUUAUGGAAGAAGUACAGGCACUGCUUGCCUCCCACCGACAGCGGCCACUACAUCACCUCCAACAGCAUCACAGAUGUUUUGAAGAGACUGGGUGUUGAGUACCAUGUUUAUGAGUUCCCAUCAGGCUGGGAUAUCACCGAGUGCUUUAUCGAGGGGGACCCAGUUGGAGGCCACAUGAUGGAUUUCCUGACGGGGACAAAAAACUUCCUGGGCACAGCUCCCCCGGGGCUGCGGCAGCGGCUGCAGGAGGCUCUCUGCCAGCCCGAGUGCAGCAGCAAAAAGGAUGGGAGGAUCAUCUUCAGUAACAACUUGAGUAUGAUUGUGGUCGAAUCCUAGAACUGGGACCAACCACAGAAGACAAGUUAGGGUGGGUAUGGAGGUGAGACAGUCCCAGAAGGGCCAAAUGUAGGAAGAAGGCAACUUGCAGGCAAGGAGGAAAGAAAGAGGGGCUCAGCUACAGCCUCCCCUUCCCAGGAAGGGGCAGCAGAGCCACCUGUAACUCCUGAGAUGAGCUCUUUAUCCCUCUGAGAUCAACAAGGCCAAUAUUUCACCCUAGCUAUCUAGUCCAGCCCUAGGAGAACAUUUUUCCAGGAAGUAAAGAGCUCCAUCUCACUAAAAGCCUACGUGGGCUUUUUAACAGUAUGCAUCAUGUCUAUGCUUUUGCACUGAGAUUUCCACUUUUCCAUGCAGCCAGCAGGUUACACACCUAAGGAUGUGUCAGGGUGACCAGGGAGGAGGCUGCAGCCCCCAUGCUACCUCUGCAUGGACCCACAGCUUCCAUCUGCACCAGGACAACAUCAGCGAGGUGUCCCCACUGCUUUGCACCCAAAUAACUUGCCUCCCUGCACCCAGCCCUGAGCUGUAAGCUGCUCUGCACCAGCCUAUUUCACAUGGCCUCAUCAGCAUAAGUAUUUACUGUCCCAGGCCUCUCAGCAUCUUGCAAUAUAGGCAUGUCUUAAAACUUUAUCAGCCUUUUUGUUUGGGGAAUUUUUUUUGAUCCCAGAAUGAUAGGUGGCCUGUGCUCUUUUCAGGCAGAUAUUAAUUUUGUUACUUCCUUACUACUGUUUUUCUCCAUCUAAAAUAAAAGCAAUUUUAAAC
Molecule: messenger RNA, 1836 nt
Organism: Calypte anna (Anna's hummingbird)
Lineage: Eukaryota; Metazoa; Chordata; Aves; Apodiformes; Trochilidae
Product: carnosine N-methyltransferase 2
Exons: 8
Coding region: 106-1074 (322 amino acids)
Molecular function (GO): N-methyltransferase activity
Source: RefSeq, a predicted model, not a curated record